Messenger RNA from Cynara cardunculus var. scolymus (artichoke), 1193 nucleotides. Its product is annotated as pre-mRNA-processing protein 40A-like. The record is from RefSeq and is a predicted model, not a curated record. The transcript has 6 exons. NCBI's taxonomy places the organism in Eukaryota, Viridiplantae, Streptophyta, Magnoliopsida, Asterales, Asteraceae. The coding region runs from base 360 to 683 and encodes 107 amino acids.
CACGCUCGAUUGCAGGUUUUCAAGACAACGAUCACGCUCGAUUGCAAGAUGUCAAGUUUGCAAAUGAAAUAGUGGGAAUGCAAGAUUUUGGCAUGUUGGGGUGUAGAAACAAAGAAGAAAUUGGCACCUAUGUUUAUAAAGCUCAUGAUAUCUGUCAUGUUGGAUCACUCACCUUGAAGCCAUUUGCUUAUAGUGGAACUUGGAGCUGAAAGGCACUCAGAGCAUUGAUGUUACUGAUGUAGUUGCACGCUUUCUGGCACAAAUUAUUGCUUCAACACGCUCUGGUGGCUUCCUUCCCAAAGCGAUGAUUUCAUUCCCCAAAAUUGCGAUUCAAGCUCCUCUACGCAUCACGCUCAAAUAUGCUUGUGUUUGAAGACCUACAUGAGAGGGCUAAGGGGAAAGAAGAGAAGAAAGCUAAAAAGCGUCAGCGUCUUGCCAAAGAGUUCACCGAGUUAUUGUAUCACAUCAAGGAAAUUACUGCAUCUUCCACAUGGAAGGAGUGCCAACAACUCUUUGAGGAAAGCUCCAAAUACAGAGAUGUUGGUGAUGAGAGCCUUGCUCAUGAGACCUUUGAGGAAUAUGUUGCUCGUUUGCUGGAGAAGGCAAAAAGAAAUAACAGAAGCGGGAAGGUAUCGUCUGAAUUUUCAGAUAGUAUGUUAAACGCAAUUAAAGAUGUGAUAUGAACGUGAUUGGUUUUGAGUUGGUAUUUUUUUUGUUUCUACUCAUUCAUUUUUACAUGAAAAAGAAGAGGGUGAGUUCGAUGAUCAACUCUGGUAUGCGAUGUUGUAGCCUUUUAAAAACCUUGACAUGAUAACUAAUAAAAUCAUGUUCUUGACUUUUCUAUAAACAACCUCUUUUGUAUGGUUGCUUUUUGGUAAUAUUGGUACGAUUUCGUUACUUUUCUCAUAUUCGGAUCGGGAAAAUUUUUGAGUCGCUUCAACAUUUAUGCAAGAGAGAUUCAGCUAGCUUAUUUAUUAAUUCAACAUUAUUGUAACGUAAACCACGAGAUGAAGUUGAUGCAGGAGGAAGCAAGUGAUAACAACUAAUUCGAGUUUGAUUUCACCAAGAAUGGCUUUGAUGGGUUUAAUAGAGGAAGUACAUUGAGUUCUUGAUGAUGUAAUUCCGAACAGGCUUUUGGACUGAUGAGGAGGCUAUCAUGCUUGCAAAUGACUCAAAAUAUAGGCUUGGAUGUG